Messenger RNA from Papaver somniferum (opium poppy), 1113 nucleotides. RefSeq lists its product as uncharacterized. NCBI's taxonomy places the organism in Eukaryota, Viridiplantae, Streptophyta, Magnoliopsida, Ranunculales, Papaveraceae. The transcript is spliced from 2 exons. The record is from RefSeq and is a predicted model, not a curated record. Bases 1 to 1113 code for a protein of 370 amino acids.
AUGGAAUUAGGUAAAGUUGUAGGAAUACCCAUCAAAGUGGAUGAAACUACUUUAAGAAGAGAGAUUGGUUACCAUACUAAUGUUUUGGUUGAAGUGUAUCUUAUGAAACCAAUUCCUAGUAAUAUUUGGGUUGAAACUCAGUAUGGUGGAUUUCUACAAGAGAUCAGAAUUCCCAAAUCACCUAAGUUAGGUAAGCACUGUAAUGUGGUGGGUCAUUUGGUGGAAGAGUGUAGAUCAAAAAGGAAGGAGGUAGAUAAGGAGAAGAAUGUUUGGCAGGCUAAAUCAAAAAGGGUAGCAGAACAAAGGAGGGAAGUCUUUUGUAAUACUCCCAAAAGAAGAGAACAACCAAUUGAGAAGGAAGUGGUAAGUCAAGAUGAAAUUGUGGAUGUAAUUAUCCCUCCAAUAAUUCAAGACGUGGAGUGUGCUUCUGAAGGUAAUAAGAGCAAUUCAGGUAAGUUUCAUGUGUUACAAGGAAUGGAUACUGGGGAUAUUCCUCCUAUUAAUGUGAUUUUUUUAGACGUAUCCUCUAGUAGUUUUUCAACGGUUCAAGUGGUAAAAGUAGUAGGUGAAGAUGAAGUGGGAAUUUCUGAAGUUAUUAAGAAGGUGAUUACAGUGGAUGUAGGGGGUGUUCUUGUUUUUGGAGUUCAUGCAGCUUCUUUAGCUAAUGAUAUGAGGGAGUUAUGGUUGGAAUUGGAGAAAAUAAGUAUUAUGAAUUUACCUUGGCUAGUUAUAGGAGAUUUUAAUACAGUUUUAAGUACUGAGGAGAAAAAGGGUGGAAGAUCUCCUUUGGGAGUGGCAAUGCAGGAUUUUCAUAACUGUAUUAAUACUUGUUGUCUCAUACAGGCUCCAACAACAAGUUUGCAUUUUACUUGGUGUAAUUAUAGAGUAGGAAAUAAGAGAAUUGUUUGCACUUUGGAAAGAGCUUUAUAUAAUCUGAAAUGGAUGGAUACUUAUCCAAAAUGGUCUUACAAAGUAAGUGUGAGGGGAGAUACAGAUCAUAGUCCAUUAUUAGGUUAUUGUACGGAUGUUAAUAAACCAAAAAAUAUUUCAUUCAUGGUCUUAAAAGUACGGCUGGAAGAGAGCAGUUUUAAGGAGGUGAUUCAGGAGGCUUGA